This is a messenger RNA of Pomacea canaliculata, 1322 nucleotides long. Its product is annotated as transmembrane protease serine 3-like. Lineage: Eukaryota; Metazoa; Mollusca; Gastropoda; Architaenioglossa; Ampullariidae. The transcript has 8 exons. Gene Ontology annotation, biological process: proteolysis. The record is from RefSeq and is a predicted model, not a curated record. Bases 321 to 1241 code for a protein of 306 amino acids. Gene Ontology annotation, molecular function: serine-type endopeptidase activity.
ACACUGAUGUCCCCUCGUCUGUAAGGACAGUUGUUGUGUACUGCACACAGUGACUAGGUGUGCUGACGUGUACAAACUCCACUCACCUUGCUGCUGACUUUAUCUCUGAAGGUAAAAUUCUGUGAACUUAUCAGUAACCGUCAAACUUUGGGAUAGUCGAAGCAAAAUAUAUAUAUUUAUAUAUAGAAUAUAAAAACAAACAUCCGCAUGAGUCAUUCGUUAAAAAUAUAGGCCGCAGAGUCAGCUAGCACCCCGUUGCCAUGACAACGGAAGUGACACGUGACUAGUGAGGAUCUUGACCAUCAGAGCUGACAGCAGCCAUGAGGACCUGGAGCCCGCUGUCCGUCUGUCUCCUGCACUUGCUAUUGAGUCGCCCGCUGUCGUCACUGCUGACGUCACCGUGUGGCAACCCCGCGGCUUCUGUGACGUCUGCCAGCGUCUUUCCUCGAGUAGUCGGGGGUCACGUGACUUCAGCCGAAUAUUUCCCAUGGACAGUGGCGAUACAUGACUGGCUCACCAACAACAUUGUGUGUGGCGGCGCCAUCCUGACAGAACACCUCGUCAUCACCGCCGCUCACUGCUUCCACGGACACCCCCAGGCCAGCCUGUACUACAUCAUGGCGGGUAAGAGCAAACUUCUGGAGUACGAGUCCUGGCAGCAGAUGACUUUCAUCGACCAGAUCAUCAUGCACGAGGGUUUCAACGCCAGCAGCUACGAGAACGACAUCGCCCUCGUCAGAGUCAAGACGCCCUUCACCCUGCAGACUCCCACCGUCAGGCCCGUGUGCUUUCCUGCCUCUACCCACACUCUACCUGCAGGUACCCUGUGCUACCUGGCGGGCUUUGGAGACACCUUGGGUACGGGUACAGACGAGGUGCUGAACUACAUGCGGGUACCUGUGAUAGAGGACGAGGUGUGUGCUCGCCAGGACUUUCACGGUGUCGACUUCUCACCUGCCGGCACCUUCUGCGCAGGCUACGUCAACGGCGGUCCUGACGCCUGCACGGGCGACAGCGGCUCGGGUCUGGUGACCAAACACACGGACGGACUGUUUUAUGUGUACGGUGUGUCGAGCUGGGGAAGCGGGUGUGGCGAGGCCAGACGCCCGGGUGUGUACACAGAUGUCCUGCACUACAUCUCAUGGGUGUACGGGAAAUUCCUCAUCUUCAACAGGAACCUGCCAUUUGUUGGGCGAGCCUUUCAAAGCAGGGUGAGAUAUAAAUUUCACCAUCAGCCGUAGAGCAUCCACAGGCAGGAGGAUCGCCAUUCACCACAAGCAAGGACACGUGGACCACAAUUUAAUUAAAAGACAACCAAAAUA